Chenopodium quinoa (quinoa) is the source of this 1783-nucleotide messenger RNA. RefSeq lists its product as uncharacterized. The record is from RefSeq and is a predicted model, not a curated record. Lineage: Eukaryota; Viridiplantae; Streptophyta; Magnoliopsida; Caryophyllales; Amaranthaceae. Gene Ontology annotation, molecular function: rRNA N-glycosylase activity. Bases 496 to 1170 code for a protein of 224 amino acids. Gene Ontology annotation, biological process: negative regulation of translation. The transcript has 2 exons.
CAAAAACCCCAAUCCAAAAACCCCAACUAAACUGAAGGUUCUCGGAAACAACCACCUACUACCUCUGAAGGUUCUCGGAAACAACCAUCUACUACCUCUGAAGGUUCUCGGAAACAACCCGAAGUUUCCAUCGCUGCUCAACCAGAACCAGAACCAUCAAAACCGCCACUCCCUAAAAUUUCUUAUCAUGAAAUGCCUUCUAAUCACAAGAAGAAGUUCUUCAUUAAUGACGAUGUAGGUGGUAGUGUUAGGAAAUACAUUGGAAUGGUAAGUUGGUUGAGGGUGAUGGGAUGUUUUGAGGGUAGUGUCUUUGAGGUUAUUCCAAAUCUGAAAUGGGGUGGAGAAAGUUACCCACUUGUUGAAGUUGAAGUGGUAACACCGGAAAACAAGUCUGCAAAAUUUCUUAUUGCCAAGUCGUCUUUAUAUGUAAUUGGCUGUGUGCUGCGUUUGCUGAGCUUUCAGUUUAGUUGUGAGUUUUAAAUUGAUUCGUUCGUCAUGCUACAAGAUUAUGAUGGGAGUUAUAGAACAAAACCUUGGAAAAAGAUUGGUCCAAAAUCCAUGAUUGAUGCUAUCAAUUUGCUUCAUGAGGCUGAUGCCAAUGAUUUAGCCAAUGUGUCAGUUUAUGUUGAUGCGGUUGAGAUUUUUUAUGUUCAUAUAUGUGAAGCUGCAAGGCUAUAUGUUAUUGAAUCAUUUGUUUGCACAAGUCUGAAACCUUCUGGUGUUGGAAACUUUACCCAACGGAUUUAUGAAGAUGAAGAGAGUUUUAUUCUCCCUGGUGAUAAGAAUCAAACUAUUGAAAGUGAAUUCGAUGUUUACUCUUUAGUGAAGGGAGAUGGACCUAUUGAUUUCGAGCUUUCGAUUAAUCCUCCCAAUUAUAUUGAGUUUUUCAUUAAAAAAUUCAAACUACUAAGCAAAGUAUGGCUUACAUAUUCAUUGAGUGGAAGGAGGAUUUUUGAGAUGAAACCAGAAGAUGUUUCUAAGCUUCAUUUACGCUCUAAGAAGAGCCUGAGGUCUUGUUUAGCUGUUUUGUGCAACACCAACCUGGACAAGAUUUUGUCUGAAUGGCAAAAAAAGAGCAAAAAUAACCAUGCAACUGUGACUCCUGCUGUGUUUGAAGAAAUGGUAAGGCUUGUUCGUGAGCUUCAAAAACAAAAGAAAGUUUUGUUGUAAGGGAAAUGUUCUAAGUUUAGGAAAGGUACCAUGUAGCUACGUAAAUAAUGUCCUGCAAUUAAAAUUUUUGAAUGGGGUCUUCUGUGUAACUGUUUACAGUUCAGGAUCUUCUAGCAUCCAUGAAUUUGAGCCACCUUAUCCAGGAUUCUCUAAAGAAGAAUGCUGAAGGUUCUAGGACUCUCACAGUUGGACACAACCUUUGAGUUUUGACCAUUUAGGAAAGGCAAAGGGCGGAUAACUGUUGCUGAAAUUAGCAUUCCAGAUCUUGGAAAAGAAUGGAAGAAUGGGAUUGUUCAGUCAGCUCAACGGGGGACUGAAGCCAGGUAAAGAAAAAUCUCUUCAUCAUUUGGACGAAAGCAACCAAAGUCAUCAUUCAGCAUACGGAGUUCCAAGCUGUCGAGCCAAGAAGAAAUCUGGACUCCGUCUUACAUAGGAACAACUACAGAUUUUCAAUGUAUUGAUGAUUUAAGAUCACUGCAAACAAGCUUAUUUGUUUCUUGGUAGUUGGUAUUGUUCUUGUAAAGUUUCUUUUUAGCCAAUACUUUUUUAUAUUUGUUAUUGUUAACUUGAAUUAGCUACAUUAUUAUAAUAUAUAUGGCUUCUGGGAUUUGUU